AUGUCGCAAGAACCAGAGCGUGCGGCGGUGACGGCCGCGUCCGGCGAGCUUCCGCCUGCCAAAAGGAAGAAGACAGAUCCGAGUUUUGCAGAAUGCUCGCCGGCGGUUCCGGCCAUGGCGACCGCAGGCUGGUCCACGCUCCCGCCCGACCUCGUCCGCCGCGUCGCCGACUCCCUCCUAGCCACCAACGACAUCGACUGCUACAUGGACUACCGCGCCGUCUGCUCCGGCUGGCGCGCCGCCACCGACGACCCCAGGAGCGACGCCACCGACCCCCGCUUCCGCCCGCGCCGCUGGAUCCUCCUCGACGAGGUCUUCCAGAGCCAAGGAAAAGAGAUGCUCCUGCUAAACAUCGACACCGGCCGUUUUCUCCGUAAGAAUCUCCCGCAGCUCGGGGAUUACCACGCCGUGGCCACCACUCACGGCGGCUACUUGGUCCUGGCGGAGAAAAGCCCUCCUCACGCCGCUCGCGUCCUCAACCCUCUUACCGGCGUCGUGAUCUCUUUCGCGGCGCCCGUGCCCCCCGAUGUGGGGAUUGCUGAUGUCACUUUCCCGCACGGCACUUCGCUCCGGCUCGCCGUGUUCUGCGACUCAUCUGGCGAGGCUUACGCGGCCGAUCCUCACAGUGAAAGUUUCAUCAGGCACGAGUAUGAGGAGCGAGCAACUUACGAUUUCUUCCGGAAGGCAGCUGUAGGUGGUGUCUACGCACGCAUGCCUUAUCACGCCCUUCUUUCCAAUUUCUUCUCCAGCAAUCAUCUUGGAGAUCCGUACAGCCUCGAGGGUUUCCUAGUGGGUUUGGAUGGGCAUAUAUGUGUCGUCUUGAAGAUCUUGGGCCCGCAUGGAGAAUUUUCUCUCAGUGCUUUCCAAUUUGACACCGAGACAGGUAUGAUCUGCCGUAUGAAGACCACAGGCACAUUUGCCAUCUUCAUCGGUGACCACAGGUGCUUGGCUGUCGAUACUCAUAAGUUCCCAGACACUGAGGCAAACUGCAUGUACUACACUGAACAUCAAGGACAUAUCUGCAAGUGCAACAUCAAGGACGGAAAAAUGGAGAAGAUCUCUGAAGCUGCAGAUUUCGUUAAGCAGGACAAACAGUUUGUCCUGGUCGCCGACCGUCCUUGCACCAUCAUCCACUUUCUCGCCAGCUACACAGUCAACAUCCCGGAUUCUCAGCUGGCCUUGCAACAGAUUCCAUAA
Triticum turgidum subsp. durum (durum wheat) is the source of this 1197-nucleotide messenger RNA. The record is from the annotation of a GenBank genome assembly. NCBI's taxonomy places the organism in Eukaryota, Viridiplantae, Streptophyta, Magnoliopsida, Poales, Poaceae.